This is a messenger RNA of Microbotryum saponariae, 171 nucleotides long. NCBI's taxonomy places the organism in Eukaryota, Fungi, Basidiomycota, Microbotryomycetes, Microbotryales, Microbotryaceae. The record is from the annotation of a GenBank genome assembly.
AUGGGAUUCGUCUGCGGCCAAAGCCGAUUCAGAGUCCACGUCCAUCGGCUCGAGCGAGCUUGCUCGGUCACCGUGCACGAAGAAGUUAUCGCAGAAAAGAUGCGAGUGCGGAAGUACAGCCUUCCCAUAGGUGAGGAUGCCCGACGCCGAGAAGUCAGGACCACAAUGUAG